Leptinotarsa decemlineata (Colorado potato beetle) is the source of this 1498-nucleotide messenger RNA. Its product is annotated as tyrosine-protein kinase Mer. NCBI's taxonomy places the organism in Eukaryota, Metazoa, Arthropoda, Insecta, Coleoptera, Chrysomelidae. Gene Ontology annotation, molecular function: protein kinase activity; ATP binding. Gene Ontology annotation, biological process: protein phosphorylation. The record is from RefSeq and is a predicted model, not a curated record.
UGAAUCCCAAGCGCGUAAGAAACAUAAUCGCUACUCCGACUCAUAUAUAAAUGAGUUUUUAAUAGUGUAUUUAUUCAUAUAUGCGAUUUUCUCGUGAUUCAUUCUUCUUCAUCAAGUAAAAUAUCGGCUGGAUUAAUUAUAGCUUCUACAAUUCUUCAAAGAACCAUUUGUGAUGGAUCCAGGCAUGAGAAAGUUGAAAUGCAAUGAUAACGGUACAAAAUCUAACGAGGAAAUGAGUGGUACCUCAUGGUUGUCGCAUCGUAACAGAUUGUUCCAACAAGCAGAGAAACAUAAAAAAAAUCAUUCUACAUUAGUUAACGAACGUGAAAAACAAAAUGAAGUAGUGACUGAAAAGAUUCAUCCAUCCUCCACUUCCGUUCAUGAUUCUGAUAUCGUAACAAGUAAGAAACAUGUAUCUACUCCAUCAAAUGGAUCCAUGAAUAAUGGUGAAAUGAUGGCAGAACAAUCUUCCAAAGAAAAUGACACCAAAAUCUAUGAACUGGAAUGCUUGGAUGUCAUUCAACACUUGGUAGUUGGGUUGACUACUGAAGAUGAUAUAUUCUUCAAAAUCAUCAACAAAAUCCUAGACCUAACCACUACUGAAGAUUCAAAACUCAAAGCACUCAAGUACGAUUUGUUUGAUAUUCUCCUGGCAAACUUACUGGAAUGCACUCCACAGGAACUGACGUCCAUUGAACAGGAAAUCAAAGCAUUGGUCCUUCCUGAUUCACUAAAAAAUUUUGUUGUGGACAGUAACGCUUUGGAAAUAAACACAUUUUUGGGAGGUUUCUCUUCAGUUGUUUUUGCAGGUUGUCUUUCUAAAGAUGGUGUAAAGAAACGAGUGGCUAUCAAAAAACCUUUUCAAAACAUAUUUGAAAAGAGAAUUAUGAAUGAAGCGAAAGUAUUAUCUGAAUGUGAUCAUGAAAAUAUCGUUAAAAUAUUUGGUAUAGUGAAGAAAAAGCCAAUAAUUGCUAUCGAGAUGAUGAGUCUGGGAAAUUUGGAAGAAGCAAUACUGAACCUGAGAUUCUCUGACAAAAAUCUCCUUAAAAUUUGUUUGGAUGUCGCUACCGGAAUGGAAUAUUUGCAUGGAAAACAAUAUUUACACAGAAAUCUAACAUAUAUGAAAGUUUACAUCAAUGCAAAGAAACAAUGUAAAAUUGGAAAUUUUGGAUCUUGCGUUUACGUAGGCGAUUUUAAUGGGCUGUAUGAAGAAAAGGGAUUGAAUGAGAAGAAAAACUGCGCUAUUUGUAUAUCUCCUGACACAUGCAUCUCCAAUAUAUUUAGGUACCAAACAGAUGUCUGGGCAAUGGGAAUACUUAUUUUGGCCGUUUAUGUCGCUUCUACUGGUAACGCUCCAGGUCUCUAUAUUUUGAAAUAUUAUGAAAGAUUUUAUGACGAUCCAGCAAUAUUGAAGCCCGAACGAUGUCCUGAUGAAUUAUUUUCUUUUGUAAUGAAUCAUCUACUGGACAGGAAAUAUGAAAACCGCCCUAGUUUCUAA